CUGAAGCAGUUGCGUCCACACCAAGUCACCAACACCUAAUUUCCAGCCACACUCGAUUGAUCUAGUUCCACUUCGAUUUCCGGCCAUAGAAACACAAUUUCCCCAAUUUCCAUUAUCGAUCCACAAGGAAAAUCAAAGAGAGAUGGCUGCUAUAAUUGCGGCCACGGUGGGCUCAUUUCUCAACCUCGGGAUACCUAUGCUGUAUAAUGCGGUGACUAAAGAUCGGCAGCAAGAUGUUAUCUCCAUGCGAUUGCAGCUCAACUACAUCCAAGCUUUCUGUGAAGAUCAUUGCAGAUCGAGAGCUGCUACUUGUAAGCUGUUGGAGGUAUAUCUUAAAGAUAUGGAAGGCUUGGCAUAUGAGAUCGAAGAUUUCAUAGACUGCUUCCUGAGCAAGUUCAAGCCUCGAGACCGCAAAUUUCCAAGCAGCAUCCCCGGCCGUGCUUGGCGCUUCGCCAUGAGGAUGAUGAUACCCAGCAGCAUCCAGAUAGACUGGAAGAUUCGUGAACUCAACGAGAGAUCAGCAGCUGCAGGCGAGCGCUUCAAGCGUUACGCGGAUACAAUUAAAGAUGCACAAAUCAACCGAAAAGCAGCACCGACUCCCUCACAGGUUGCUUCCCACAUCAGCAUGGAGGACGCGGUCAAGGAGUUGCUUCAACUUCUUCUCCGUAAGCGGAGCGAAUCGGAGAAGAAGAAGCUGAAGGUGAUCUCCAUCGUGGGCUACGGCACGCUAGGUAACACUCAUCUGGUCCACAAAGUUUACAAUAACAAUCAAGUGCGCAAUGAGUUCCAUGUGCGCGCUCGGGUCAAUGCGGCCGGAAAAAUUCUGCGGCAGAUCCUAGAAGAGAUUCAGCAACAGCUACCCCGGAGAAAGAAUGGUGCGGUUACCUCCAACGUAGAUGAUCACAAGGGCAAGUCAGCUGUGGAACACCAGAAAGAUGGAAGGUAUUUGAUUCUAAUUGAUAAUGUGGAUAUAAAAGAAUUGGCGAACGUAAUCAAACACUGUGAUAAUGAAGCUGAGCAGGACAUAUGUGUCGUUGCUACGACUGACUAUACUAAAGCGAUACACUGCAAGUGCUCUUCACCAACGCCCGAUAGCAGUACCACAACCCAAUAUUUGGAGAUAGCAGAACUGACAAACACAACAGAUAUAAAUGAGAUCGAAAGACUUGAAAAAAAGUUGCAAGACGUGCUUGUGAGUAACUACGACAAGAGUCUAUCUAGCCUUGACUUCGAGCAGUGCUUGCUAUACCUUUGCAUGUUCCCACAUGAUCAUCUUGUGAGGUCGAAUCUUCUAAUAAUGAGAUACCUAGCUGAAGGAAUUGUAUUUAGUCAACAGAAGAAGCACGGAGAGGGUAAAUUAUGUAAUCCCCAAGAGUUUUUGAAGAUCCUCACCGACCACAAUGUCGUUCAGCCCAUUCAAGUCAGCAAAAACGGUGAAGUGAAGAGAUGCCAACCUCAUGUGAUGAUGCUCAACCACAUUUCCGGCCAAUCCAAGUCGAAAAAUUUCUUUGCAUUGCUCUGCGGUUCGACAGCCAUACAUGCUUUGGAUGCAGACCAGAAGAAUCCUAUCCGGAGGCUUUCUCUCCAUCCUAUCAGUGAUGAAACUGACAUAUUGAGCUUACCUAAGGCAGAGGCUUUAGCUGUUCUCCGGACUCUGGUGGUAUUUCAUACUGGUAGCCUUGCCAUUGUUUCCCAACUUUCCAAUUACGAGUUACUGCGAGUGCUGGAUCUGAAAAAAUGUGCUGUUCUAACCAAUGAACAUGUCAAGAAGAUAUGUGACCUGCUGCUUCUGAAAUAUCUGAGCCUCGGGGAAGGCAUUGAUGAGAUUCCGAGGGAAAUAGCGAAGCUUGAAUGGUUACAGACACUUGAUAUGAUGAGAACCCAAACAGUUUAUGUGCCCGUGGAAGUCAUGGAGCUCCCACGGUUAAAACACCUCCUGGGAAAGUUUCAGCUAUUCAAAUGUGACAUCACAAAGAAGAAACUGAAAGAGCUACUGUCAACAACUAGCAAUUUGGAGAGAUUUUCAGGAUUUUUUAUCGAUGAUAGCAAAGAAUUUGAACGCCUCAUGAGUCGUAUGGUGAAAUUGAGCAAGGUUAAAAUAUGGUGUGAUGAGAAAAACUGGACUGACGGUGACUCACUCUCAACUGCCAUCAAAACUUUCAGUAAGAAGAGUCACAACCUUUCUUUAGAUGGUCAGAAGAAAGGUUCUCUAUCGAUUGAUUGCAAGGUAUGCCCAAAGAAAAUCCUUGAAUCUCUGAGCGAAUCCAGUAGGCUUACCUCGCUGAAAUUACACGGCGAUUUGACGCCAUUCCUGGGUUUCACAGUCAAUCCAAGUAUGCAGGAGAUAUCGGUGGCAGGUAUUGAAGAGCUAUGUCUUUCAGGGACAAAUCUGAGAGGGGACGAAAUUCUACGCGUCGUUAAACUUUUCAGUGCUUUGACAUAUCUGAAGCUGGUUGAAGAUGAUCUGGGGCCACUCGAGAUACCAAAAGGUUGCUUGCACAGCCUAAAGAGGUUAUGCCUAGUGGGUGUCCAUAUUCUCCGGAAAAUAACAAUCCAAUCUGGAGCUCUGCUUUGUCUUGUCUCACUUCAUAUGCUCGGCAAACAAGAAAAUCCUUCGGCCACUGAAAUCACAAGCCUCAAACAUCUGAAGGAAAUCGGACUCCAUUCUGGAGUCGCUCAAGAUAUAAAAGAAGACUGGCAGUCACAGGCAAGUCAACAUGAAAACAAGCCCAAACUUGUGUUCAUUCAAAGCCCCGAACAUUCUGCAGCAUGAUUAUGGUUUCAUCGAGUAGCAUCACCGUGAGUGUUGCCCAUUGCCCAGUGCUCCAUCGUCAUCAUUUUGUAUCACUUGUCAAAUCUUACAACUAUUUUAAUUGUUUGUGUGCAAUGCAAAGCAUCCCAAUCGAUCUCCUUGUGCCGUACUAGUAGUUUACACUGUUUUUUUCUGCUUCCAACUGUAUUCUGGUUUUCACCACAUAUAAGGUUCACCGUGUAUUCUUGAGUUUGCCCGUUUAGUACGCUAUAUAAGAACACAAGGUGUAUCUGAUACUUUUGGUCUUCGUUGUACA
Lolium perenne is the source of this 3068-nucleotide messenger RNA. Lineage: Eukaryota; Viridiplantae; Streptophyta; Magnoliopsida; Poales; Poaceae. The record is from RefSeq and is a predicted model, not a curated record.